This is a messenger RNA of Amorphotheca resinae ATCC 22711, 2245 nucleotides long. RefSeq lists its product as hypothetical. Bases 379 to 2043 code for a protein of 554 amino acids. Lineage: Eukaryota; Fungi; Ascomycota; Leotiomycetes; Helotiales; Amorphothecaceae. The transcript is spliced from 2 exons. Gene Ontology annotation, molecular function: protein binding. The record is from RefSeq and is a predicted model, not a curated record.
CACGCCCAGCAACAAACCGCGCAUCCGGACCUUCUCUCUGGCCCUGAUCCGCUCACAUCUCUCUUCCUCUUCCUCGCCCUCCCUCCCUCCUUGAGGCCGAUCAACUCACCAAGACCUCGUUGCGUCCCUGCAUUGCUGUUCACCGCGUCGCAUCCACCUCCGUCCUGCCUCCGUCCUCUCCCUGUUGGCCUCGAAUCCCACGAUGCAUGAGCGUCUAACGUGCGACGACCUCCAUACUGCUCCUCUCUUCGCGACGGGCGCGACACUGACGACCCUCCCGUGAAGAGUGUCGCCCCUCUUCCCUCCUGACAUGCUUUAUCAAUUGUCCCCGAUCUCAUCUCUGCGACUGGAUGGCAUAACGGCCAAACGCCCGCCCAUAUGGAUCCCCUCCACAUCACCGAAUUCGCCUCGGAGCGAUACUUCAGCAAAUUAAGACAAUUGAAUGAGAAUGCUGAGAAUGCUGCCAAUGCCAGCAGUUCUACCGGCCCAGCGGUGGCCCCGAAUGCCCCUCUGCCGCCCUCAUCACAGCAACCGACUUUCACGCUUCCCUUAGGGAACCCGCGACAGCGACAAGUCGAGAAUGAGACCAUCCCUCUCCGUACUAGCGAUCAGAAGAAGCGAUCACUUGGGCACGACCUUACAUCCUUACGGACUCAGCGACGUCCCAGCUUUAGCGGAUCCUUUGGUAGUUUGCGUUCCAAAGUUUCCGUAAUCCAUAAGACACCGUCGAUCGCGGAGCAACAUGAGCAAGUCCUUGCAGAAGAGGAUAGGCCCUCUCAGGCUCUAACCCUGGCCGACCUCUUUCUGGCCCUCCCUAACGAGCUCCAAGAACACAUCAUCGCUCCCCUUCCAAUACAUGACAUACUGAGUUUACGAUUGGUCUCGAAAUCAUUCCACGGCCUAGUGGCCCUCAACGAGUCUCCAAUUGCACGGUAUCAUGUGGCACAUAGUCUUCCACCAUAUGCGUUGCGGCUAUAUCCCGUACCGAACCGUACGGAUAUCAACCUUCAUUAUCUUUGCAGCAUCUGGCAUCGCCUUCAUGUCUCGUCGAAAUUAUCGGCCAUGAUUGCCCGGCAAGCGGUCAAAGAGAUCUUCCUCCGAACAACACCAGCACAGCUAAAGGAAUUCGAACCACAACACCGACGUAUGCGUCAACGGCUCAUGCCUCUUGUCUUUACACUUUUUCAUUUCUUCGAAACCUAUCGAGACCUUCAUGUUCGACAUCUUCUUGCCAACGGCACUCCAUUAAACCAGCAAGCAUUCGUGUUAAACCCCAUCGAGUGUCAAAUCAUGGCAAUGUAUGAUGACCAAACUCUUCUUAAAGUCCACCAGGCUUGGACUCUCAUAAUAUCUUCUUUCUCGCGGCGCCUGAGGCCGCCGUCCUAUGCAGGCCGUAUUGAACGUUCUAUCAAGGGUUAUCUCAAGGACCGACCCCCAGAUGAGGUAUAUACUACUAUUCUCAUGAUAGGAGGGUUGCGCCAGGCGCAACGGUUUUGGGAGACGAAGCGUUACAACAUCCGGCGUGCAGCAGUGGAUACUUGGUACAGUCUUGUCACCCGUAGUCCCGUCGAACCAACUCCGAAGUCGAAGAUGUCAUUGAUAACACAUCUGGGGCGGAAGAAGGCCACACCGGCACCCGAGGCAACCAGCGCAGAAGGAGCAGGCCAUGAUGCGACGAGCUGCAAUGAAUGGUUCUGCGUCAAGCCGACAUGCCAAGCUGCUCGACGACGGCAUUCGACCGAUAACUUGGUCUUCCACAGUAGUCUUGCAGCUGGACCGCCGAUGAGCCCCCUACCACGUGAUCAACUGCAACUCCUCCUUCCAGAUCUCCAACACCUGGCGAAUAUCUGGAUCCACACGGCCGAGGCCUUGAUCCUGGAGAGGAAGAUUGUGGAGCGGCCACAGGACAUCAAACGGAAUACUCAGGUUCUCUUGGAAUUAAUCAGGGAUGAUGGGACGGACGGGAUAGGCGAGUGGUCCUCGGGCAACCCUCGUACACAGCAUAUGGACGCGCAGGAGGCUUCCGGGGAUGUAUCGGACUAGUCGGCACCUAAGCAUUUGGAUGGCGUUUUUUUGAGCGGGGCUUUUUAUAUACGUAGGAAAGGGGGACGGUUCGGGGGUCAUAGGCGUCUGGUUAUAAGGGGAAAGGGGGCAUUUAUAGAUAUCAGAUAUACGUUCUCAUGCGCACACACACACAUGAUGCACAAAAUAAAAUCUUUCAACGACAAACAAUGAAUAAAUCCCU